AUGACGCCGUCGCGUCACCGACGGCUCGUGCUUGCGUAUGAUAGCAACCCCUUGUCCGACGGCAGCGUCCUCGCGUCCGCCUCCGCCCGCGCGGCAUCAUCAUUGUCCGCCUACACCACUGCGGCCGCGGCCGCACCCGCGGUGGCAGGGCACAGCGAGGCGCGGUGCAAUCAGUGGAAGCACCAUCGGAUCAAAAAGAACGCCGAUGCUGCCCUACAGGCUGCACAGACAGUGCUAGCUCUUUAUAGCGAGGCGACCAGGCGCGAGAUGUUCACUCUCGCGCCACAUCCCUACAACGGGGUGCAUUGUACCCACUUGCACGCCGGCACGAGCGCGACGCCGCAGUGGGGCAAACGGGGCAUCUGGGGCUAG
This is a messenger RNA of Emiliania huxleyi CCMP1516, 372 nucleotides long. RefSeq lists its product as hypothetical. The transcript is spliced from 2 exons. The record is from RefSeq and is a predicted model, not a curated record. Lineage: Eukaryota; Haptophyta; Isochrysidales; Noelaerhabdaceae. Bases 1 to 372 code for a protein of 123 amino acids.